AGCCAGCAAGGCAGACAACCGAGAAGAUCUAACCGAGAUGCGAUACUCCAUGGCAAUGAUCCCGAUUCUGGGCCUGCUGCUCGUAGCACUGAUCCACGCCGCUCCCGUUGAGGUCGUCUACACGGGCGAAAGUUGCGCCUGUCCCACCCAACUGGGUUACCAGCUAAAUGUGCCCAAUACCCCAAAGCCAAAGAAGUAUGUCGGUGGCGAGUACGGCUAUCGGGUGGAGAAGCCCGUCCAGACGAAAGCCAAGAUUACCUACAGCUUUGACUUCACUGUGGAGCAGCCGAGGACACCGGCGCCGCCCAAGAACAAUCCCGCCAAGCUGUAUGCCAAGGUGGACCGGAUCACAGUCAACAAAGCGGAUUGCCAGGCCAAGAACAAGUCAACAUGCGGCUGCUCGAGUUGCUCCGGCCAAAAACCCAGGUACGUAGCUUCACCGGUCAGGUCGCCGAAUGCCAUUCGUCGUCGCCGGGAUGUUCGCCAGCCAGGUUCACUGCUCCGCCGUCGGCUAAUGCGCCAACAAAAGAUCCAGGAGCGUCCGCCACGCUUUGUGAAGCUCUAUCACAAGGAUUUGACUCCUGCGCAGGAGAAGCAUCAGCUUAAACUUUUUGGCCUCUUUCCCGUGGAAUCACCAGAGUCAGUGGCUGCCGCACCCAAAACCAAGAGAAAGACGAAGAAAACCCAGCCGAGCUGGAUGGGAUUGGGAAGGCGUUUGAAAAAGCGAGAUAUUAAGGGAGAGUUUGAUCUGCUCGAACAAGAACGAUCCCAGAUAGAUCUGACUGCGCCGGAAAUAAUCCAGUUUAUGCCCGAGACUCUGAAUCCGGACUUUAGGCCCGGUCAGUGUCACGUGGGCUGUGGAGCGAUGACAGCAUCGGCACCACCACCAGAAGAGCCAAUGCCCAAGGAGGAGCAAGUGCCUCAAACGACGCAGCCUGUGCAAACGGAACCGCCAGAGCAGCUCAACUCGAUUCCCGCCAAGAGGGCCGCCUAUGGUUACUAUCCCCUGCAGAUUCCCUCGCCAUUGGGCCGUCGGGAGGACUACAAGUUCGUGGAUGAUUCGCAGCUUAGGAGCCUGUUGUCCACCACUUCUGUGCCGGAUCCGCAGGAGUAUAGCUCCACGCCGUUACAGUUUGCCGGUGAUUUGGAAUCGGUUACAAGAAGAUCCUAUGGUGUACCACUAACGAGUCUCGGCGGUGGCUAUCCCGUGGAGCAUGUCUCCGACUCCCAACUGGACAGCAUUAUCUCCGGGAUAGUGUACAAUCAUCCUGCCUACGAUCAUUACUCCACCGAGGGCAGUCUGGUCGAUCCGGAGCCAAUUCAAAAGCAACAGACGACGGAUUUUCUCAAGAAACUCAUCGAUGGCCGGCUGGGCGGCUGGGGUUUCGAUCAGGGAUCGGAAACCGAGCACAGUUUACACAAUGAUUACUCCACACAACCCGCGAAGACCUAUGGCUAUAAUAGCCAAACCCAAAAUGGCUACAGUAUAGACACCUAUAAUGCGCCACCCAUUACGGAUUACCUGAGGGCCUGGUUCUAGUGCCCAAUCUAACCAACAUAAAAUACAUAGUGUUUAGAACUUAGUUUAAACGAAAAAAAAAAAAAAACAGAGAAAAUCAUAGACGAAAAGUAAACAAAAAGAAAAACAAAAGACAAAAAAAAAACAGAAUAUAAUAAAUUGAAAAUACAUUGUGGUGUUUCUUUCUUUAUUCACCCAACGUCUUCGUCUUUCUUCUCUUUGCAGCUACGGCGAAGACGCGGGCUACGGCUACUGAAGAGAGAUCUUACAUAUAAACCAACAAUAUCAAAACCGAAACCCAAACCAAAACUCCAAACCGAAUGCAACCCAACCCAACCCAACCCAUCGAUCUGCUGAGCUCGGCUUAAAAUCCAGCCGAAAGUAGGCCAGUGGAGCACUCCGCUUUCGGGUCUCCAUUCGCUUGUAUAUAUGUACAUAUAUAUAUAUAUAUAUGUAUCUACGUGUACUAUAGAAGUUAUGAAUCCAACCUCCGAUUUCUGUUUACGUUUUCCGCUUUUGUCGGCACUUCAAGAAGUUGCCCCAAUUAACUGGUUAAUAAAGUGUUUGCCUGAUU
Messenger RNA from Drosophila melanogaster (fruit fly), 2093 nucleotides. RefSeq names its product chorion protein b at 7F (gene Cp7Fb). Bases 38 to 1540 code for a protein of 500 amino acids. NCBI's taxonomy places the organism in Eukaryota, Metazoa, Arthropoda, Insecta, Diptera, Drosophilidae. The record is from RefSeq and is marked reviewed. The transcript is spliced from 2 exons.